AAAAUAUUUGUUGAAUAUCAUAUUUAUUUACUUUGUUUAAGGCAAAUGGAAGUCCACCAAGCUCCAUGCAUGCCCCAUCUCAUUAUCAUUAAUUAACAAUAUUAGCGGAUUAUUGUAUGAGAUAAAUCAGAUUAGAGAUCCUGUGGACAGUCUCUAAUCCUUUGAACUGUUUGUAAGAAGAACCCAGUUAAUGUACGAUGGAGAUCUAAUUGUCGGUGGGCCAGGAGUGCCACCUUAAGCUCCUCCAAGCUAAUCUGCAUUAGCAUAUAAAAAUAUAUAAAUGUGUGCAUAGAUAACUGAGACAACUGUUGCUGGUGAUAUAUAUAUAAAAUUCUUGAUUGCAUGUGAUUCAACUAUAAGCUGUUCUCUUGAUAAUUGUCUACAGCAAUUUAAGUUCCUUGUGAUCCUCAAACAAUUAUUAAAAUAUAUUAUAUAUUUGUGUCCAAUUUUUUUUAUAUAGCUUGCAUUGCUGGACCUGUCUGGGGCAUCUCUUUCACAAAACUUGAAUGGGAUUGGCUAAGGUACUGGGAUUUGUUUGGCAUGCCUCAAACCCCAGAUGCAACAACACUUUGGUUUUUGUGUUUGUGUGAGAGAAAGAAAGAAUCUUAAAUUCUUCUCUAAUUUUUUAUUUUAUUCUCUCUUCUGCAGUAUAUACUGAUGAAGAAUGUGAAGGGAAGUUAUAUUUCCUCUCUCUCUCAAACAAACAAAGGCUUAGCUCCUACCCGCUGAGAGGUUCUUGGUGCAACAACAACAUCAACAGGAAACUACUGUUGGCUUUUUCUUUCUUGGAAGAAGUCUUGUUUUCAAGUUUUGAUUCUUCUCUCCAUUUUCAUAACAUCAUAAGCUUGCAGCUUCUCAGCCCUUGAAACUCUUACAGAUACAAUUAUGAAUAGAAGAUGCAUUUCUUAGCACAACUUUGAAAGAAAGGAUUAAUUUUUCACAAACCCUUUUGCAAACUCAUCAAAAAGAAAUCAAUGGAGAAUUUUCUUAAGCCCUAUGACAAGGAAUACAUGAGAAUGGCCAUGUUAAAACAUGAAGAAACAUUCAAAGAGCAGGUGCAUGAACUUCAUCGGCUGUAUCGAAUCCAGAAGAUACUGAUGAGGAACAUUGGUAAUAACAGGAGUAAUACUCAGUGUCAUCAAGAGUCGUUCAACUUCAAGAAUAGGAUUAGUCAUGCUCAUCGAGAGAUGCAACAGAAGCCCAAAAUGAAACUAGACUUGCAAAGGCCAGCGGAAGAUUAUGCUGCAGAAUCACCAAGCAGGGAUAGAGCAUUAGAGCUUAUAGAUGAGAGCGAGAUUGAGCUGACUCUAGGCCCUUCGAGCUACUAUAAUCAAAGGAGGAAGAAACCUGAGACGCCACUAACAUCUGAUUCUGGACCAACGUUUUCUUCAUCCUCCACAGCAUCCAGCCAUAUAAACAGGACAAGUUCCUUGAGCCACCAGGUGAAAAGAGAAGAAUCAGGUGACCGUGAACUGGGUCUCGUUCAGGUUCAUGACAUGAAGGCAUUGGGUGGUUACCACAGUGAAAAUAGAACAAGUGUUGAUGAAGAAUUAAGACAGGAGAGAUUGAAACAGCCUCCUUGGCUUUUUCAAGUUUUGAGUCUGAACAUGACUUGAAAAAUCUUCUAAAAUCUACAUAUAAUUAGACGCUAAUUCUGUCAUUUAUGCUCGUAUGGAUUUUUUCCUGUUUAGUCUCCUGCCUGAUGGGUGUCCUGUGUAGAGAUGACUUGUUAUUUUCUUGACUUGCAAAACGCAUUAUUGAAAUCUAAAGAUGACUAUUCUUAGA
Messenger RNA from Manihot esculenta (cassava), 1785 nucleotides. RefSeq lists its product as uncharacterized. The record is from RefSeq and is a predicted model, not a curated record. The transcript is spliced from 3 exons. Lineage: Eukaryota; Viridiplantae; Streptophyta; Magnoliopsida; Malpighiales; Euphorbiaceae. The coding region runs from base 975 to 1616 and encodes 213 amino acids.